AAUAAAUCUGGAUGGGCCAAAAUUGCGGAACGUGUCUGGAAGAAGAUAAAGUAAACUACCAGAAAGAUAGGAAGACAGCAACCAAGAUAAGACCAACAGUAUCCUUUACAGAGAUAACUGGCUUUAAGAGCCAGUUUUAUGAUAAAAAUGAUAUGAGGAAUAUAGUGAGGAAUAGUGUUGGGGAAAUCAUGAAUGAAAAUUCAGACCUUGAAUUUGACCUUAGAUAUGAUGAUAACGUCCAGUUACUCAAGAAGUUGUGUGACUAUGUACUUCCUGAUAUUAAUGAAAUUAGAUUCAGGAAGCCACAAAAGAAGAUUAGCUUGGUGAAUAAAUUUUUAAAGUGCUCUUUCCCAGGAAAAGUAGAUGUGCUCACUCUUGAUACUUUUAAGAACAAAUCUAAUUAUGAUAUUGGAAAUGUCAUCAACAAUCUUGUGUUUAUAUCCCAAAAUGUAGCAGUGAGUCUUUGGCUGGGAAGAUUUUCAAUCCAUUGACAAGAUUUGAUAACGAUUCUAGAAUCAUUUCCUCAUCUGACUCAAAUAACCUUUCAUAAUUGAAACAUCUCGAAUAUUGAAGAGUGAGGUGUAGAUUUAAAGACUGAUAUAGUUUAUAACUAUAAACAUAUUAGCUUUCAAAAUUGAGGGAGUAGCAUUAAUAACGACGAUUUUGCCAUGUUCCUUGCGGGAGUAUCUGAAACCAACAUGAGAGAAACAAUAGAAGUAUUCAAUAUUAAUGGAUGAGAUGCUGAACGAGAAAGAGUUUUUAAGCAAAUUAAAGGGAAUCAGAUGAACGCAAGGCUAGAAACUUCACUUCUCUCUAAAACUGAAGGACAGAAGAGCUCUGCGCAGAAAAAUUAUAUCAAUAAAAAGGAAAUAUUCUCAUAA
Moneuplotes crassus is the source of this 881-nucleotide messenger RNA. The record is from the annotation of a GenBank genome assembly. NCBI's taxonomy places the organism in Eukaryota, Ciliophora, Spirotrichea, Euplotida, Euplotidae.